Fusarium venenatum is the source of this 1530-nucleotide messenger RNA. RefSeq lists its product as uncharacterized. Lineage: Eukaryota; Fungi; Ascomycota; Sordariomycetes; Hypocreales; Nectriaceae. The record is from RefSeq and is a predicted model, not a curated record. Gene Ontology annotation, molecular function: protein binding.
AUGACUGGCCCUGCCUCUCCCCAGGCCGAUGGUCCCACGUUUGCUCCUCCUCCGUUGCCCGCGGGUUGGAUUGCUCAGUGGGAUGGCACGAGCAAGAAAUACUACUAUGUCCAGCUGUCGACUGGUGUUUCGCAGUGGGAUGUCCCUACCGAGCCUGCUAAGACGGGCAACACUCCCGCUCCUCCUGGUGAACACCCUUACGGGACUCCCAAGCCGCCUGAACUUAUCACGCACCCUGAUGGAUCGCAGACUGUGCGCCAUGCCGACGGUACCAUGGAACCAAUCAUGCCCGAUGGGUCUCGCGGUGUAGAUGGGCCCUCUGGAGAUCGAGGACUCGGAAGCAUGGCUAUGAACGCUUUGCUCGGCGGAAAGAACUCUGGUCACGGUGGUAGCGGUGGCGGAGGCAGCAGCUCCAGCCCAUUGGGCAGCCUUGGUGGCCUUGCAAACCAAUUCCUCGGCGGUAGCCAUGGUGGUAGUGGCAGCGGAGGGAACAAGCCCUCGGGUGCAGGCAAACUUGUUGGGCAACUGGCUCAGAGCUUCAUGCACUCGGCUUCCCAGGAGAAGCCCCCCGCGCCUCAGAACUACCACAGCAGUUCCAGCCAGAACUCUCAACAGCAGCAGCAGCAGCAUGGAGGAGGAGGAGGAGGAGGAGGAGGAGGAGGAGGUAUCGCUGGUCAAAUUAUGGGUGGCGUAGCAACCAUGUUUGGAGGGAAGCACGGUAGCAACGGACAAAACUCGAACUUUGGUUACAACUCUGGACAGCAACAGCAGCAGCAGGGCGGAGGAACAUACUCUGGCCAAGCUCCCACUUACAACCCACCAGGCUCAGGCUCAGGCCCAGCUCCAUCGGCACCUCCUGCUACUGGAGCGCAUUCUUAUAGUACGCCUUCGCCGAGCCAGCACCAGCAGCAUGGCUCUCACCAGUCUUACAAUGCGCACCAGCAACAACCUGGUGCUGCCCAGCAGUAUGGUAGUCAGCAGCAUUCUAGCCCAACCCAGCAAUACGGCUCGCAUCAGCAACAGCACGGUUCCAGUUCCCCCUAUGGAAGCCAUCAACAGCAGCCGGGUUCGCACCAGCAAUAUGGUGGAAACUCUUUCGGAGGGAGCCCACACCUAUCGCACAACAACUCGUUCCCUCCUCCGCCUCCAGGAGGUCCGCCCCAGCAAGGACAACAGGGACAACAAGGACAGCAUGGACAACAGUAUUUCCCUCCUCCUCCUGGACAUCAAUCGCAGCAUCAGCCGUCUGGUCAGGGUUAUCCUGACACUAAACCCCACGGUAGCCAAUUCGGCGGGGCACCAGAGCAGCAUGGCCAGCAUUCACAGGGCUACAGCGCACCCCCAACUGGUGGUUCUCAGCAGUAUCCUCCUCCCCCACCUGGAGGACCCCCCGGGGGAUACAAUCCUUCCUACAAUGGGGGACAUGGAAACCAGCAGCCAUCUUACGGUAAUCAGUCGCAACACGGCAGUGGCGCUCCUCCUGUUCCUCACGGAAGCCAUCCCCAACAACAAUAUGGGGGACCUUACUGA